Orycteropus afer afer is the source of this 1818-nucleotide messenger RNA. RefSeq names its product complement C8 beta chain (gene C8B). NCBI's taxonomy places the organism in Eukaryota, Metazoa, Chordata, Mammalia, Tubulidentata, Orycteropodidae. Gene Ontology annotation, biological process: immune response. Gene Ontology annotation, cellular component: membrane attack complex. Gene Ontology annotation, molecular function: protein binding. The record is from RefSeq and is a predicted model, not a curated record.
UCAUGGAUCUAGGACUACUGGCUGGAUCUCUUGUCACAUAGGGAAAUGAAGACACACAGGACAGGGGCUCAGAGGGUGCUGGCAGAGCUGUUUCUUCUCUGUGCUGUACUGGUUUUUCUCACUCUGCCUGGCUCGAGAGGUGAAAGGCCACAUUCCCUUGAGUCAAAUGCAGUCAAUGAGAGCCUUGCCAAAAGCAGACAUGUGCGCAGUGUGGCUGUCACUCCAAUGCCUAUUGAUUGUGAACUGUCCAGCUGGUCCUCUUGGACUACUUGUGAUCCCUGCCAGAAGAAAAGGUACAGACAUGCCUACUUGCUCCAGCCAUCUCAGUUCCAUGGAGAACCAUGCAACUUCUCUGACAAAGAAUCAGAAGACUGUGUUACCAGCAGACCAUGCCGAAGUCAAGUGCGAUGUGAAGGCUUUGUGUGUGCACAGACAGGGAGGUGUAUAAACCGCAGACUUCUUUGCAAUGGGGACAAUGAUUGUGGAGACCAAUCAGAUGAGGCAAACUGUAGAAGAAUUUAUAAAAAAUGUCAGCAUGAAAUGGACCGAUACUGGGCAAUUGACAGCCUGGCCAGUGGGUUAAAUUUAUUUACAAACAGUUUGGAGGGCCCGGUUCUAGAUCACAGGUAUUACUCUGGUGGAUGCUUCCCCCAUUAUAUCCUCAAUACACGGUUUAGGAAGCCAUACAAUGUGGAAAGCUACACCCCAAAGACCCAAGGCAAAUACGAAUUUGCAGUGACAGAAUAUGAAUCGUAUAAAGAUUUUGAACGUAAUAUCACAGGGAUAACAAUUGCCGAGUCUAGUUUCAGCUUUGGUUUUAAAAUACCUGUAUUUUUUGAACUUCGCUAUGACACGACAAGUUCUAAUGGUGAACAGUUUAUUCGCAGAACCAAACGAUUCGCUCACACAAAAAGCACAUUUCUGCAUGCGCGCUCUGACCUUGAAGUUGCACAUUACAAGCUGAAGCCCAGAAGCCUCAUGCUCCAUUACGAAUUCCUUCAGAGAGUUAAGCGGCUGCCCCUGGAGUACAGCUACGGGGAGUACAGAGACCUCUUCCGUGAUUAUGGGACCCAUUACAUCACAGAGGCUGUGCUCAGAGGCAUUUAUGAGUAUGCCCUCAUUUUGAACCAGGAGGCCAUGGAGAGAGCAGAUUUCACUCUUGACGAUGUCCGGGACUGUGCCAAGCAUGGUUUUAAAGUUCAAGGGACCAUCAAAAUGGUGUCAAUCAAGGUGGGUGUGUCAGUGGGCCUGUGUGAUGCCAUUCUGGAGGAAAUAGGAGAUAGGAACAAGAGAAAGACUUCUGUGGAAGAUUUGGUGGUCGUGGUACGAGGAGGGGCAAGUGAGCACAUUACGGCCCUGGUGUACAAGGCGUUGCCGACAGCAGAACUGAUGCAGGAGUGGGGAGAUGCAGUGCAGUAUAACCCAAGCAUCAUCAAAGUCAAGGCAGAGCCUCUAUAUGAACUGGUGACAGCCACAGACUUUGCAUAUUCCAGUACAGUGAAACAGAACAUGAAGAAGGCCCUGGAAGAGUUCCAGAAAGAAGUCAGCUCUUGCCAAUGUGCUCCCUGCCAAGGGAAUGGGGUCCCUGUCCUGAAAGGAUCACGUUGUGACUGUAUCUGUCCCAUUGGAUUCCGAGGCCCAGCCUGUGAGGUCACCUCUCGAACAAAUAUUCCUGUUGAUGGGAAGUGGAAUUGCUGGUCAGAAUGGUCAUCAUGCUCUGGGGGACAGAAAACAAGACAAAGACAGUGCAACAAUCCACCUCCUCAAAAUGGGGGCAGCCCCUGCUCAGGGCCCAAUUCAGAAAGUCUUAACUGUUAG